CGGCCCCUCCUCCAGCUCCAGCCCCACCCACCCGGCUUCUCUUCACCUCCCAGRCGCAGCACUCCCUCACUCAGCUCCCCCCACACCUAGUCUAGCUCGCAACGUCUCCACCCCCUCCCUACCAGCCAACGCUCAGACGUCCCCGGCUCUCGGGCAGAGCCGGCAGCGCGCUGGGGGCAUGCGCUCCAUGAGAGCUCUGCAGAAUGCACUGAGCCGAGCUGGCAGUCGGUGCCAGCGGGGAGGCYGGGGUCACCUGAGCCGGAGCCCCUUCCUUGGCUGGGGCGUCCGACACCACCUCAGUGAGGCAGCGGCACAGGGCAGGGAGACGCCGCACAGCCACCAGCCACAGCACCAGGAUCAUGAUGCAUCAGAGUGUGGCAUGCUGUCCCGCCUGGGUGAUCUGCUCUUCUACACUAUUGCCGAGGGACAGGAACGAAUCCCCAUCCACAAGUUCACUAGUGCACUGAAGGCCACCGGACUGCAGACAUCAGAUCCCCGGCUCCGGGACUGCAUGARUCAGAUGCACCACAUGGUCCAAGAGUCUAGCAGUGGUGGCCUCUUGGACCGAAAUCUCUUCCAAAAGUGUGUGAGCAGCAACAUUGUGCUCCUGACCCAGGCAUUCCGAAAGAAGUUUGUCAUUCCCGAUUUUGAGGAGUUCACGGGCCAUGUGGAUCGCAUCUUUGAGGAUGCCAAAGAGCUCACAGGAGGCAAAGUGGCGGCCUACAUCCCUCACCUGGCCAAGUCAAACCCAGACCUGUGGGGUGUCUCCCUAUGUACUGUGGAUGGACAACGGCACUCUGUGGGCCACACAAAGAUCCCCUUCUGCCUGCAGUCCUGCGUGAAGCCCCUCACCUAUGCCAUCUCCAUAAGCACCCUAGGCACUGACUACGUGCAUAAGUUUGUGGGCAAGGAGCCCAGCGGCCUGCGCUACAACAAACUCUCCCUCAAUGAGGAAGGAAUUCCUCAUAAUCCCAUGGUCAAUGCUGGUGCCAUUGUUGUCAGCUCCCUGAUCAAGAUGGACUGUAACAAAGCAGAGAAGUUUGAUUUUGUGUUGCAAUAUCUGAACAAAAUGGCUGGAAAUGAAUUCAUGGGUUUCAGCAAUGCCACAUUCCAGUCAGAGAAGGAAACAGGGGAUCGGAAUUAUGCCAUCGGCUAUUAUCUCAAGGAAAAGAAGUGCUUUCCUAAGGGGGUGGACAUGAUGGCUGCCCUUGAUCUCUACUUUCAGCUGUGCUCCGUGGAGGUCACCUGUGAAUCAGGCAGUGUCAUGGCAGCCACCCUUGCCAAUGGUGGGAUCUGUCCCAUCACAGGCGAGAGCGUUCUGAGUGCUGAAGCAGUGCGCAACACCCUCAGCCUCAUGCAUUCCUGUGGCAUGUAUGACUUCUCGGGCCAGUUUGCCUUCCAUGUGGGCCUGCCAGCCAAAUCAGCUGUGUCAGGAGCCAUCCUCCUGGUGGUACCCAAUGUCAUGGGAAUGAUGUGUCUGUCACCUCCACUGGACAAGCUGGGGAACAGUCAUAGAGGCAUCAACUUUUGCCAGAAGUUGGUGUCUCUCUUUAACUUCCACAACUAUGACAACCUGAGGCACUGUGCUCGGAAAUUAGACCCACGACGUGAAGGCGGAGAAGUUCGGAACAAGACUGUGGUAAACCUGUUGUUUGCUGCCUAUAGUGGAGAUGUCUCAGCUCUUCGAAGGUUUGCCUUGUCAGCCAUGGAUAUGGAACAGAAAGACUAUGACUCCCGCACAGCUCUACAUGUUGCUGCAGCUGAAGGACACACAGAAGUUGUUAAAUUUUUGAUCGAGGCUUGCAAAGUGAACCCUUUUGUUAAGGAUAGGUGGGGCAACAUUCCCCUGGAUGAUGCUGUGCAAUUCAACCACCUGGAGGUGGUCAAACUGCUUCAAGAUUACCAGGACUCCUACACACUCUCUGAGACUCAGGCUGAGGCAGCAGCUGAGGCCCUGUCCAAAGAGAACUUAGAGAGCAUGGUUUGAGAAUAACAGAUCAUGGACAGUCCCUGCUCAAGAAAAAAGCAUGUGCUGGCCACACACUUAAUCCAUAACUACCAAAAAAGUAUUAUGGAGAGUUUCUUCAGUGGGGACCAAGAAAGCCAUUUGUGACAUAGGCCAGUGCUUUCUAUGAGAGUUAAAAUACCCCUUUCCCCAAGGGAUACCACUUGUAGAGCUAUCCAUGGACAGUUUGCAUUAUGGUCUAAUGGCUUGGUCCAAUCAAAACCAUCACAGGUCUUCAGCCAAGUCCUCUCUUGAAGAAACCACACUUCGAAGGAAGGACUCUAGCUACCAUGCACAUGUAUAAAUCAGAGUGAGAGAAAGAGGGAGCCUAUGUACCCAGCCUUAGUAGUCUGGAAAGAUCAGUCCCCCUUGGCCAGAACCUGCUUGCUGCUACUGCUAACAGCAAUUUUAUAGACAGAGAAAGUAUUUUGUGCUCAAAUAAACUUUAAUUACACAAAUUACUUUUGUUAAACUCAGUCAUUCUCUUUUUCCCUCAGGGUAUUCCAGCUUUAUCACCAUCAUAGAAGGUAGAAUAAGAUAGAACACAGGGUCAGACAGAGCCCAAACAACACACAUUUCAUGUACAUAUUCACUUACUUCACCCUCAACCCCAAGUACGGUUUUAGGAUCAGUGUAUUAUGUUGCUAAGGGGAAUGAGUGUUUGAGUCUCAAUAGACCCCAAAAUGGACUAUGCAAAACCUUAGGCCGCCUUCCUUCCUCUGGAGUUUUAACUGUGUCAGAAAUGAAGAUGGAACUUCUUAAGAAUAAUAUUUCUGACACUAAUCCCCUAGAUUUCUCCCUAGUUCUUUUCCCUUUGUCACAGUUAUAACUGGCACAAUGAUUAUGAUGGAUUGGCUGGGUAUGGGAGGUGUACAAAUGAAGUUAAAUGGACUCAGGUUAAGGAUAGCUGCCAUCUGUGUGGAGCUGCSGGUCUUUGGCGCUGAGGUACUUGGGGGUUCUGUUUUCACUCUGACCCACUGAGUCAAUAAAGACUGAGGACCAGAGACCAGACUCUGUAGGUGCUGCAGAGGAAGGACCAAGUCACUGACUGCACCACUCCUCCAGCCAGAGGUAGAAAGGAUUUACUCUGGAGAGAUUUGAUAGAAACCCCAAAACAAACAAGUAACAUACAGAUAAAGGGAGAGAGAGGUAGCAUAGUGAAUAAAUUCAACCAAGCUAAAAGACAAGACCCUAAGACUGAAUAGUUUUGAGGGAUGGGAGGCACAGCAACUAAAGGAACAAAGUAUGGGAAACUAUACCUGUGGUGCCCAGGAAACCCACGAUAGUUUGAAGGAAACCUUGACCGUAUGCCUAGCUUUCACGGGGUAGAAAACAGAAAAUGACUAAGAUAUUGCACAGAGGACCCAUCAAUGAAUUGUGGGAGAUAGAGGUCUUCAUAUACUUUCAGUUGGAAACUGGCCAAGAGUAUGAUUAGGGACUCUAAUAAUGGACAUACUAGAGACCCUCUGGCACCUCAAGCCCAGAGUGGGUCAGCAGCUCUCCAUC
This is a messenger RNA of Urocitellus parryii (Arctic ground squirrel), 3511 nucleotides long. It is a transcript of the gene Gls2, whose product is annotated as glutaminase 2. The record is from RefSeq and is a predicted model, not a curated record. Gene Ontology annotation, molecular function: protein binding; glutaminase activity. NCBI's taxonomy places the organism in Eukaryota, Metazoa, Chordata, Mammalia, Rodentia, Sciuridae. Gene Ontology annotation, biological process: L-glutamine catabolic process.